AUAAAUUAACCUAGGCAUUAUAAUCAGAUUAACAACAACCAAAAACGCGCUAUAAAAACGCACCGUUUCUUUCCUACCACGAUUAGUUCAGCCAUGAAGUUCGUCCUAGCGUUGUUGGUCUCGUUAGUGUGCACCCAAGCCUCCAAAUUUCCCCCCAAUUUCAAAAAAUGCAGCCGCAAAGACCCCAACAUCGACAAGUGUUUUUUGGAGGCGGCCCAAAUCGGGGUUAACCAAGCCACCAAGUACUACUCCCAAAUCGGCCUGGCCAGUUUCGCCCCCCUGGAAAUCUCGGAACUGAAAAUCGGAGCCGGAUCCCAGUCGGUGGUCAACGUGGAGCAAAAUUUCAAAAACUGUAAACUGUACGGGAUUAGCGAAGCCAAAGUGGACGAGUUCGGGUUCGACUUUGAGGGGAAGUUCGCCCAUGGGAAAGGGUUGAUUCCCGAAAUUAAGAUGCUAUGCGACUACGAGUUGAACGGGAAAAUCCUGCUGCUGCCGAUAGUCGGGUCAGGAUCCAGUACUAUAAUUCUGAGGAAUAUCAAAGUGGUGGUGCGUUUUGACUACGAAGAGGAGCCAAAGAAUGGGAAAACGUACUUCAAGUUCGUUUCCAACAAGUUGUCCCUCGAGCCGGAUUUCGUUUCGUUCGAUUUUGAGAAUUUGUUUAAUGGGGAUAAGCAGUUGGGGGAUAAUGUGAAUAAGGUUUUGAAUGAGAAUUCCAACGAAGUGUUUGCUGAUGUUCGGUCGGGGUAUGAGAAGGGUCUGGGUUUGGUGCUGCAACACAUUAUUAAUAAUAUGUUUUCGAAAGUUUCGGAGGAAGAGGCUUUUGAUUAAUUAAGGGUGUUCAAACAGUAUUGUAGUUUUAAUAAAUUUAUAAACACGAA
This is a messenger RNA of Zophobas morio, 878 nucleotides long. Its product is annotated as protein takeout-like. The record is from RefSeq and is a predicted model, not a curated record. Bases 94 to 828 code for a protein of 244 amino acids. The transcript has 3 exons. NCBI's taxonomy places the organism in Eukaryota, Metazoa, Arthropoda, Insecta, Coleoptera, Tenebrionidae.